Molecule: messenger RNA, 1610 nt
Organism: Oldenlandia corymbosa var. corymbosa
Lineage: Eukaryota; Viridiplantae; Streptophyta; Magnoliopsida; Gentianales; Rubiaceae
Source: the annotation of a GenBank genome assembly
AUAUAAUUGAAAUUAUCCAAACCCCCAAAACAAAAACUUAUCCAAAUUGGACCCUUCCCGUCAACCCCUUUAAUUUCCCUCCCCACCUUUUCCGACCAAAUCCAAAUUCCAAACUCAGAAUUUUAUUUUACUUUUCUUCCCUCAUUUCAUUUCUUCUCAGCAAUCAAACAAAUUUCUUCGUCUCGAAUAUUCGUAUACUCUCGCGCAGAAAAAAUAUCCCCAUGUAAAGAUGCCCUUAUCGGGUUUCACCGACGUUUGAUUUUUCAAUUAAGAAUUUCCCAUGGCUCUUCUGCUUUCGCCGGAUGUUCCCUCCAUCUCCGCCGGCAGACGGUGUUUUGAAACCCCGGCGAGGGUAAUUCCCUCCAGGACGGCAGUUUGUAGAUUAGGCAAACGAGUGGUUGCUGGUUCGGGGAUUCGGGUCGGUUUAAAAGACGGCGUUAAGCAUUUGGAGGAUGCUGCGGAGGUAUUGAAUUUGGGGGAAAAUGUGUGUUUGAAUUUGAAUUCGGGUCAGUUGUUUUCAGUUCCAGUGAAGCAGCAACCGAGUACGGCGUCAUCUUUAUCAAAACCUAGCAAAGAGGAGGAGGAGAAGCGGAACUAUUAUUUGAAUACGGGUUAUGCUAUUCGGACUCUCAGGGAGGAGUUCCCGGCGCUGUUUUAUAAAGAACCCAGCUUUGAUAUUUACAGGGAUGACAUAACCUUUAAAGAUCCGCUCAACACCUUUGUCGGGAUUGAGAACUAUAAAUCGAUAUUUUGGGGCUUAAGAUUCCAUGGCAGAAUAUUUUUCAAAGCAUUGUGGAUUGACAUCAUCAGCGUGUGGCAGCCUGUGGAUAACAUGAUAAUGGUUCGCUGGACAGCCCACGGAGUUCCUAGAGUUCCAUGGGAGAGCCACGGUAGAUUCGAUGGUACCUCUGAGUACAAGCUCGACAAGAAUGGAAAGAUCUACGAGCAUCAAGUUCACAACAUCGUUCCUCCUCGUGCGCCACCAAAGUUCCAUGUGCUUUCUGUUGAGGAUCUGAUUCGUUCCAUUGGUUGCCCCUCAACUCCUAGGCCUACCUACUUCAAGACCUCAUCAUCUUCUCUCAGAGAAUUUGUACAGCAGACAAAUUUCGAAGGGAUCGAGCAUUAUGUAUCCUCUCUUCUUGCCAGUGUUCCACAAUCUGAUAAGGAAUAGUUUACAGUAUCAUAGUACAGUAACUGAGCAGAGAUGAAGUUUUUGAGCAAUUUUGUCCCACACCUUCAAACCUAUGACAGAAAUGCAGUGUGCGCACGGCUUGUGUAUGAAGGUCAAACCAUGUUUGUGAAGACUCAAGUUUGCUUCAUGGCCUUUUAUCCCAAGGGCCUGACUCUUGUGUUAGUGUAAUGCUUGAGCUGGAUAGAUGGUUUAAGUGCAUGUUCUGUUUGGUUUGGGUGGGUUCUCGUUGUGCUGUUGUGAUUGUAAAUCUUGUGUAUAGUUCAGCAAGUGCUACUACUACGAUCGCCUGUUUGUACUUAAUAGGAUGGAUAUACGUAUAGUACUUAUAAAGUUGCAAUAGAUCAUUAGUUCCCUCCCUCAACAAUAAGAGGACCUUCUAUAUAUGUUGCCACUGCUUAUGUUUUCAUUUCAUGGAUGC